Messenger RNA from Polypterus senegalus (gray bichir), 2520 nucleotides. RefSeq names its product transmembrane protein 242 (gene tmem242). NCBI's taxonomy places the organism in Eukaryota, Metazoa, Chordata, Cladistia, Polypteriformes, Polypteridae. Bases 228 to 656 code for a protein of 142 amino acids. The transcript has 5 exons. The record is from RefSeq and is a predicted model, not a curated record.
CAGUUUCAGUACCAGCUGCAGUGAAAACUAUAAAGAUGGCAUGCCUAACAAAGUCGCAUGAAUUGUAACUUCGUUUGGUUAAAGUAUGUUGUCCUUUUAAGGACAACGAGCAAUCUACAAGAGCAUAAAAUGAGCACGAGUAUCACGAAAUUGCAGCUUGUUUAAUGAAUCAGCUGAACACGUUUGGAAGUCGGAUAAUUUUCAAAGUGGGACCUUGAGACUAGAACAUGGAAACGCGCGGAGAUAUCGACCGUGCACUUGCUCUGAAAGAUCACCAUGCGAACAAAAUAUUUCUUUUGAAAGGUGGAAUCUUCCUGGGCACUGUUGCCACAGCAGGAAUGCUAGCUGGCUUUGGUACAACACUUGCAGUAGCUAAAAAGAAGAACCCCAACUGGUUUAGCAAGGGUAUUACUGCUACAGCAGCUGUUCCAGAGACGGGAGCUGCAUUAGCUUUAAGAGCUCUAGGCUGGGGGUCCCUCUAUGCCUGGUGUGGAGUUGGCCUUAUUAGUUUUGCUGUCUGGAAGGCUUUAGGUGUUCACAGUCUCAAAGAAUUUGGAGAAAAACUACAGUCAAUCUUCCCAGCAAUUCCAAGGAACACAGAACUACAAGCAAACAGUGAACCAUUCAGCUGGGAAAACAUUUUCAAAUCAAAGUGACGGGUAUUCACUGACCAUGAUAGUGACUUUGACUUGGACUUUUGUCAGCUAAACUAGACAUACUGUAUUUAAAAUGCUUCAGCCUGUUGGAGGGAUAACUUUUAAAGCAUAGUACUGCUCACUUUAAGGCCAUUUUUGAUUAAAUAAAAUGCUUUCAAAAUGUUAAUAUGUGUUACCAUAAAUCCCAAUAACAGUUUUAAUGCCUUUGCAAUGAGCAGUUAACAUAAAUAUGCUUGCCCGUUGAUGAUGGAUUUAUCAUAAACGGGAUAACACAUAUUGCAAACGACCACUUCUGUUGCAUCCAGUUUGGAGAUUUUCUUCUAGCGUUUUUUUUUUCUUCUAGAAUGAAGGAAAUUAAAUUACAUGAAUUAACUGUAGUGUGUCUGUAUUAUUAGUUGUAAAUUUGUGUGCAAAGCCCAGAUCUCUUUUUAUGACUGUUUCAGCCAAAGAUAAUUUCUGUGAUUUCUUUAUAAUAUCCCUUUCGGCAGUCAGUCUUUGAUAAUUGGCAUAAUUCUGUGAUUUGCAAGUAAACAUGAUCUCUGAAAUAAUAAUUUUGCACAUUUAGAAUGUCAAGGUGUAUAUCCGCUACUGACAAAUGAAAACAAUACACUGUACCACUGGUGCAUUUCUCAAAAUUUUGUUUAAUUUUGAGUCACAUGCUGAAGAUUUCAAUAAAGAGACUCUUACAAAUAAUGAGAAGCACUGUUUGCAGUAGUCACUAACAAGGAAUGGCCAGAAAAUGCAUCAAAAGAAAAAGCACAGAGUACAACAGAACAAUUUAAUCUGUGAUUUAGUUGAGACAUUAAUUAGGCAACAUAAGCAUGCAAUAAAUGGAUAUGCAAAUUAAACAUCUAGGCAUCUUUGAAAGAAAUAUUUACCACAGAUUUCUGACUUUCACAAAACCAAAAGAACAUUUGAUCACAAAAACUCACAUUGCACCUGUUGUCUGUGAUCAAUCCAUCUAUUGAUAUGGAGUCUUUUACUGCCUGGACACUAUAAACCUCUGUUAAUUAUUCAUUGGAUGUAGAACAAAUUCAUUUAAGGUUAUAUAUAAUGAAUUUUAGCCAUAGAUUACAGUAUUAAAACUUUUGUUUGCAUUCAUACACAGGUAUAUUUCCAAACAGUAGGUUCUGCUUAGAAAGCAGCGACAGUAGACCUGACAAUUAUUAUAUGAGAUAUUAAUUUUUUAGGUGUUGACAAGUUUGUUACCAUCAUAAAGAACCUUUUCAAGAAAUGCUAUAGUAGACAAAUUUGACAAAGUGAACAAAUAUUGAUAAACCCCAGACUGUCAAGUUUGUUCAAAUAUGAACCAAGAAGGUAACCGUGUCAUGCCCAUCAUUUUUACUGCUUUAACAUGGUCAGUAACAGCAUUAAGGGUUUCUUACAAAAUUACAUUUAAAUACAUUUUUUUCCUGUUUACUUGUUAACAUAAAAUAUAUUAAUCUUAUUAUUUCAAAGAUUACAGUGUGCAAAAUAAAGAUUACUUUAGACAGCUGUAAUACAUAUAUUUGAAGUUAUUUAUUUAGUAAAUUCAUAUUUUAUAUAUAAUGGCAAAAUGUCAAGUAAAUAUUCUGUGACAGAAAAAUUGAUUGAUGAUUGUUUAUCUAAAAGUGGGAAAAUGUUUCUCAGUGCAUCCAAUAGGUUAUAGCUUAUAAGGUGACAUGUUUCUCAGCAUGUGGAAAUUGGAGACACCACCUAAACUUUAUUAUAAUUUAUAUGCAACACUUCCAUGGAAACUGUAGAAAGCAUACUCAGUUAUUAUUUUUGUGAUCUGUCAGCUUGAAACCAUGAUUCAUUCAAUUGAAUAUUUUUCCUGAACACUUACAUCACACAUUGGAUCUCAAUAAACAAUUGUCUGUGAUUA